This is a messenger RNA of Cucurbita pepo subsp. pepo (vegetable marrow), 480 nucleotides long. RefSeq lists its product as uncharacterized. The record is from RefSeq and is a predicted model, not a curated record. Lineage: Eukaryota; Viridiplantae; Streptophyta; Magnoliopsida; Cucurbitales; Cucurbitaceae.
AUGAGUUUCUCUAAGCUUUUGGUUCCUUUUCUUCUCCUUGCUUUCAUCUCAUUGUCGUCGAUCCCUCUCGCCUGUGCUCAAAAAUCUCUCUCCGCCUACGAUAUUCUCCAGCAGUACGGCUUCCCUGUCGGCAUUCUUCCCGUCGGUGUUACUGGCUACGAGUUCAACAAAGCCACCGGAGAGUUCAGCCUCUUUUUGAAUCGGAAGUGCAGAUUCUGGAUCGAUUCCUACGAAUUGGAGUACAAACCUACCGUCAAGGGCGUGAUUUCUCAAGGCGUAAUCAAAAAUUUGAAAGGUGUUAGUGUUAAGAUCUUGUUGAUUUGGUUCAACAUCGUUGAAGUCGUUAGCGAUAGUGAUGAACUUCGAUUCUCCAUCGGAGUUGCCUCUGCUAAUUUUCCGAUUAAUAGUUUCUAUGAAUCGCCGCAGUGUGGAUGUGGAUUUGACUGCGACAAGGUUGGGAGCUUGGUUUCGGCUUCUUGA